Molecule: messenger RNA, 757 nt
Organism: Colletotrichum destructivum
Lineage: Eukaryota; Fungi; Ascomycota; Sordariomycetes; Glomerellales; Glomerellaceae
Exons: 2
Coding region: 83-757 (224 amino acids)
Source: RefSeq, a predicted model, not a curated record
GAUCUAUGAGAAGCUUUAUUCGCCCUCCGCAUCGAGGGCCAGCGACGAAGAAAGAAGGGCCGUGGUCGGCUGCCUCUCCAACAUGUUGUCGCAGUGGUACGUUGUGUGGCGGAACAUCGAUUAUGCCCACGCAUGCCGCCAAGACUUGUUCGAAUUCAGCCUCGCCGCCAUCGACGUCGUCUACUACUCCAUCCUUACCUUGACACAUCGGGGAGCAAGCUCGUCCAACUCGGCGAGUGAUAUAACGCCACAGUGCUUUGAGGCGGCCCGAAAAGAACUGAUGGCUCAUACUACUGCCUAUCCUCGAUUCUCUUCUGGUGGCUAUGCGUCACCUUUUAGUUACUCAAUCUGGACACAUCUCUUCUCAUCGUUCACCCCCUACAUCAUUACAUUUAUCCAUUGUGUCGGCAACGUAAACACAGAGGACCUGGGCCUCCUCCGCACCGCCCUCGAGAUUAGCGAACGGCUCAGUGGACUGGCGGAAUCGUGCAAAAGACAAUACGAGUUAUACCGGGCGCUCUAUCGCAUUGCCGAGGCCUACCUCAAGGCGAAAAAGGCUCUUCCGUACGGGGACCUACCCCUGGAGACGGCGACCCAUUUGCCACUGCAACAGCCCAACACCGACAACUGGUCCUGUUUUGACUCCAACAUCGAACCGAAUUCAUUCCCUGAGCUCCAUGUGGAAGACUGGAAUGGUAGCUAUAUGGGGCAAAUGCCAUUUACGUUGGAUACACAGGCGGGAAAGGGGGGCCAUUAA